AGGGGGCGGUGCGCGCCGCCGGCGGGUUCGUGGCCGCGCGCCGCCGCCGUCUCCGCGGCUGUCUCCGCCGCCGCCGCCGCUGCCGCCGCCGUCUCCGCAGUGAGGUCACGGGUGGGCGGUGCGUGCGCGGAGCCCGUUCCGCUCCCCGGGCUGCCGGAGCCCCCGCCGACGCCGGGUUUUCUGGAAAGACGUGACAGAACGCGGCGUUAGCGCGAGCCAUGACUUUAGCCGGUGGCCUGGAUCUUACCUCUGUUACUAAUAACUUGGGGUGGGAAAAUUCUGACACACACCAGUGACAUCUGUGCAAAAGGUGACUCUCUAGGGAUGUUUAGUGUGUGCCGGAUCUGGAUCAGGCUUUAAUUUGGGGAUUUAUUUGUGAGCUGCCAUAGUAACUCCCAUGCUGGUGGUGAAAUCAUAAAGUUGGCAGCACAAUAAAGCAAGCCCUUAAGAUUGUGUUUGAUCUCCAGGAACUGAAAGUGCUGAAUAAAAUUUUCAUACACGUUUUGGAUCAGUUGCAUUAAGAUCAGCAUUCUUCAAACUGAGACCAUUUUUCUAUUUUAAUAUUUAAAUAGAGACUUAUUUGAAAAGAGGGUAUAUUUUUAAAGGAAAAAAAUGAUCAAGGAUGGACACUCUUGAAUCAGCACAUCGGGUUUUUUUACUAAAUCGUUGUACAAGACAACUGUAUAAAAUAGCGGGGAGCGUACGAAGAAAAGCCUUUUGUAUACGUGUUGCAGUGGGGGUUUUGUAUUAGAAAAUUGAACAAAUAACUAUAAAAGAAAAAUCUUUGUAACCUCUCUCCAUUAUUAAUUUUGUGAUUUCACAUGCGAAAUGGGUUACAGAUUUUAGUGUUGGAGGCUGAAGAAGUAACAUUUUACUGAAAAGAGUGCAAAGCUUGGUAAUCAAGAGCACUUGAAAUUGUUGAUUUUUUUUUUUUGUAUGAACAAGCAGGAAAAUGCACGUUCAAGACUUUAAUUAAUUAAAGUUCUGGUGUUUAGCAAUGGAAAGCCCACAAAUAAACUUCUCUCUAGGUCUAGUUUCAGACCAGAAAAGGAGUGGGAUGCAGGAGGAUGGAAGUCCUCCAUUAAAAAAAGCAAUGACAGAAAUGCAUGUAAAUAGCAAAGUACAAGUUGUAAUAAAUAAAUUGCCAACAAUAAAGAAGGAGAACUUGGAUGAAUAUGAUGAAACUACUGUGGAGGCUGAUGGGGAAGCCACCAAGCUGAACAGUACUUCACUAUCAGAGCCUUUGAAUUUAAAUCCAGGUUUGAAACACACGUUGGCACAGUUCCACCUAAGCAGCCAGAGCUCACUGGGUGGACCGGCAGCUUUUUCAGCUCGUUAUUCCCAGGAAAGUAUGUCACCCGCUGUCUUCUUGCCUCUUCCGUCGCCGCAAAUACUUUCUGGUCCGCUGCUCAUUCCUCCGGACAGCUCCACGGAACUCACCCAGACUAUACUGGAGGGGGAGUCUAUCUCCUGUUUUAAAGUUGGAGGAGAGAAAAGACUUUGCCUGCCACAAGUGUUGAAUUCAGUUCUCCGAGACUUUUCGUUGCAGCAGAUCAAUACGGUGUGUGAUGAACUGUAUAUAUACUGCUCAAGGUGCACUUCUGACCAGCUUCAUAUUCUGAAGGUUUUGGGAAUUCUUCCGUUUAAUGCUCCAUCCUGUGGGCUAAUUACGCUGACUGAUGCUCAGAGACUAUGCAAUGCUUUACUGCGUCCUCGCACUUUCCCACAAAAUGGCAGUUUUCUCCCUGGUAAGAACACUUUGGCCCAGCUGAAAGAGACUGGCAGUGCCUUUGAGGUAGAGCACGAAUGCCUGGGCAAGUGCCAGGGGUUGUUUGCACCUCAGUUCUACCUUGCGCCGGAUGACCCGUGUAUCCAGUGUUUGGAGUGCUACGGGAUGUUCUCACCCCAGACGUUUGUGAUGCAUUCACACAGAUCCCCGGACAAGAGGACCUGCCACUGGGGAUUUGAAUCAGCCAAGUGGCACUGCUACCUGCAUAUUAACCAAAAAUACUUAGGAACGUCGGAGGAGCGGGAACUGAAGCAUCUCUUGGAGGAAAUGAAGGAGAAAUUUAGCGAGAAAAAUCAGAAAAGAACUCGGUCUAAAGCAGAUUCACAGCAGAGCCUGGAAUUAUCGCAGUGGUAUCCAGUUAUAAAGCAAGAAGCAGAAACUGAUCCUCAACCACCCUCCUUUUUCCAUCCCAGUUACUACCUUUAUAUGUGUGAUAAAGUGGUCGCCCCAAAUGUAUCUCUUGCAUCACAAUAUAAGGAUGUUGCAAAAACAACAGUCAAAGCUUCAGAAGUAAUUAAGUCCUCACCUGGACAGUCAGAGAAGAAGCUUGGUAGUGGAAAGCACAAAAAAGCUGCCUCCUAUCCAGAGCUUUCUCUUGAAGAACAAGAAAAAAUUGACUUGAAAAGUGGCGUGGAGCAGCAGAAACGUUUAGAUCCACCUGUGUCAACUCGUUCUGCAAGAGGUGGAAAAUCUGAACGUGUUUCUUCCAAAAUCGCUAGAGACUCUAGCCAUGUUGAAGUAGGCAGUGAUGUGCGAACCUUGUCCCCCACGCUCAUGAAAGACAUCAGUUGUGAAGAUGACAAGGGAAGGAUCAUGGAAGAAGUCAUGAAAACCUACAUCAAGCAGCAAGAAAAACUAAAUACGAUUUUGCGGAGGAAACAGCAGCUUCAAAUGGAGGUGGAAAUGUUAAGCAACUCUAAAGCUAUGAAGGAACUGACGGAAGAGCAGCAGAAUUUACAAAAAGAACUUGAAUGUUUGCAGGCAGAGCAUGCUCAAAGAAUGGAAGAAUUUUAUUUUGAGCAGAGAGACUUGGAGAAGAAACUGGACCAAGUGAUGAAGCAGAAAUGUAGCUGUGACUCCAAUUUAGAAAAAGACAAAGAAGCUGAAUAUGCAGCACAGCUGGCAGAAUUGAGACAGAGAUUGGAUCACGCAGAGGCAGACAGACAAGAGCUUCAAGAUGAACUGAGACAAGAACGAGAGGCAAGGGAAAAGUUAGAGAUGAUGAUAAAGGAGUUGAAGCUACAGAUCUUGAAAUCUUCAAAAAAUGGGAAAGGAAAAUAGAGAUUGGAAGAGGAAGCUGCAUUCUUUAAACAGGGUGUUUUGGUUUUUAAUGAAUGGUGAGCAGUUUCUGUGUGGUGAGAAAAAGUAUUGUCUGCAGGUUUCUGUUUCCCAGACAAAUCCAGAUGAAGAUAUACAUAUAUAUAAAUAAAUAGAGAUAGAUAGGUAUACAUUUUUAGAUUUUCCUAACCAAUGAAAAUCUGCAUUUAUUUGUACUGGUAUUUUUCUCAAACAAUGAAAAAUACGAAACUCUUGAUUUAGAGUGACCAGUUUCUGUCUAUUUCUAAUGCAGUCUUGAGGACUCUAUACCUUUUAACAUUGUCUGUUAAAAUCUAUGUGGCGAUCUUUAUUUUGCUAUCAAUUGCACAUCCAGUUAUAAAAGUACAUUAAAAACAUUCUGAAUUCUUCAAGAUAAAAAAUAGUUCAGGUUUCAGUGAGAAUUACGUGUUCUCGGACUGGGGAAAGUAAAGGCAGCUUUUCAUCUGUAAGGUAAUACUCAAAAUUGCCACAAUGAUAGAUGAUUGAUCAUCAAAAGUGAUUUACCAGCGUGAGUUUUUCCCAUAAUUUCAUUGUGUGAAGUCAAGCUGAUCUUUUCUGUAUUUUCUAUUUAACAACUCUUUAUGAAUCUAAAGAGUUUAGAGCCAGCAUUUGCUUACCAUGCUGGAAGAAGAAAGCAUUAGGAUUUUUUUUCAAAUUAAAAGAUUUAGAAUUACAAUGGAAUCUUUGGAAGUUAAAAAUUCAUGUAUUUUCUCUUGUUUUCUUCUGUAUACUAGGUAUGAAAGAAACAUUAAUAAAAGGCUGAAAGGUGGGGCGUUUCCUUCUAGAAAAUGAGAAAGCUUGACUUAACUGGUUUUCAGAUACUCAUGCUUUCAAGAAAAACAAUAUUUAUUCAAAAAAAUGUAUUCGUCUCUCUAGUACCCUAAGCCUCCACACUCUGAGCUUCUUGCCAACUUGUGGAUUUUUCUUUCAUUACAUAGAACAGGCCUUAACUGACAUGGCGAUAAUAGCUUAAAAAAUAAAAUUCUGAGAUACGGCAUUUUGAAAAUUAUUUUGAUAGUCUCUGUAUUUGAAUUGGCAUGGUAACAUUACCAUGAAUUAAGAAAUACAGCAUGUUUGUUAAGCUAUAAUAUUUGAAAAUGUGUAAUUGUACAGAAUUACUGUUUUAUGUAUAUAUAAUGUUUGAGUACUUCGGAAGUCUGGUUCCUAGUGGAUUAAACGCAUGACUACACAGUUGGAUGAAGAAAUAACUUUUUUCGCACUCCUCUCCAAAAAGUUUGAUACAGCUGACAGAUACUAGCUGAUUAUAUCAGUGACUAGGAAUAUUUUAGUAGUUCUAGUAUUUCACUACAUAAUUUUAACCUGUACUUUAGCUUCUGUUUUUGAGGUACUUGGGUUUAUUAUUCUCUUAAUAAUCUAGUUAAUUCUGGGUGAAACCACUAGUAAAAGGCUACGUUGAUUUUCUCCACACACACACACACCCUGCCCCCCGAACUAGUAAAACUGAAAACUUUUGAGGUUUUUUUGUUUCUCUUUUAGUGAUGUAACAGGAUUGAGUAUCACAGAGAAAGAUAAAAUUGCACAUGUCUUUAAACUGAAUGAGAAAUGAGGUGGUAAAUCAAAUGUCAUGGAGUCAUAGGGUGAUUCUUUUAUAGCUGUGUACAAUUUUGUUUAUGGACUCUGUGUCAUAUUUAUACUGAAGGCUAAAGCAGGUUAGUAUAAAAAUACCAAUUUUCUUUGUCAGUGUUGAUCAGAAAAGAAGACCCAGAUCACAUUUUUCCUUUCUUCGACUCCGUCUCCAAAUUUUUGCUUUAAAAAAAAUGAAAAGGCAAAAGCCCAUCUUUGCAGCAUGGUUUGGAAGGAGGGGUGCAGGCUGUAAAUUACUCUGGUUGUUUAUGCACCAAGUUGCUUUAAAAACACAAUGAAUGUUUUGUUGUAACAAGAACCAAAACCACAGCUAUAGGAAGAGUACGUAAGAAAGUUGAUAAAAGUGUGAUUAUUAGGGAAUGGAGCUUGAAGUAGUCCAGCUUGAUUGACAGAACCUACGUUGGAUUAGCUAGAUGGGCAAGUAGGAAAACACCGUCCUGGGAAACUGAAAAGUUUCAUCCAGGUGUUAUUAAGGGAUCAAAAGAUACCGUUUCUAGUUGCUUUUCAGUAUCAGUGUUUUGAACCAGACUUCUUCGAUUGUCAGUGUAGAUAAGGCCGUACAGCCUCGUUUAAUACAGCUGCAGUAACUAAUUUACCACAGUAUUUAUAGCUUAGCCAUUGAAUGUAUGGAAUCCUCAUGGGAUUAUUGUAUUAGACUACCGUAUAUUCUGUUUCCAUUCAGGUCUUGUCUACGUUAUGUGACUUUGGCUCAAAUUUCCCUUUUUGCCACCAGCUGACCUUCAGCGGUGGCAAUUGCAGUGGAGUACUAGUAUAGCCCGGGUUCCGGUGCCUCAACCAGCACUUCAACCAGCUCUCUACCAGCUGUUAACUGGUUUACGCUGUAGGCUAUUAAAAUGCUGAUGGCCAUAGUUUGUACUAAUAUUUUCACUCUUGCAAGAACUCAAGCAGCUAUACGAAGUUUUAGCAAUUCCAGCUGCAGAUAAGGCCUCCUAAUUGUUUUAAAACAUCUGGCUGAAAACGCUAAUGCGACAUUUAUUAAAAGUAGCUUUGUAAAUAUUCCAUUUAGGUAAUCUAAAGUUAGAAUGCAUUUUAAAUUAUUGUAAUCCUCUUACAAUUCUUAAAUAUUACUUUCAGGCUCUUUACUUAAACAAUUUUCAUACGUGUAGACUUAAUUUUAUACUGAUUUUAAGUAAUAAUGUAUACAUAAAUGUGCCAUAGAUUUUGUGUGUUCACAGUCUUUGAAAGAUAGUUUUUUAGUAAAUUGUAAAUAAUACUGAACAUUAUUCUGAAUAUUGAACAGUAUUCUGAAAUACUGAAUAUUGUUCCAGAACAAAUACAUGUUGACUUGUUUUUCCACUACCUUACGCUAGUUACAUUGAAUGGUUUAUUUUACAGCCUGAUACAGGAGCUUGGAAUGCACACUUAAGGGCCGUCACUUAAGUGCACACUUAAUGGUAGAAACUGAUUCUGUCAUUAGGUCCUCGCUUUUAGUCAUCGCAUGCUCGUUUUAUGUAUUGUUAUUUGUUCUGCCUUCAGUUAGUGCUUGCUGAUCUUUCAGGCAGGAAGUCGUUUUCCCAGAUAGUUGUGACAUGAAGCCCAUAGGAAAAAAAUCCUAAAAUUGGGCAUAAUGUUGGAAGUUGCAUUAUUAAACACCUAGACCAAGAUCAAAGUUGCCUAGUGCACUCUCUGGAGCAAAGUAAGUGGGACUCAAGAUGACUAUCUAGUUUGCUCCUAUACUUUUUUAAACUAGAACUUUCACAUGCUUUGUGUACUUUAAUCAACAAGAAAAUACAAGAGCUUAGAGUAAAACUCUUGUAAUUUAGGUGGUCUGAAAGCACCCUCAUUUGCAGCAUAGCCGUGUAUCCCUAGACGAAAGAGAUUUUUAUCUAAAUCUCCAAACUUAACGAAGUCUGUGUUUUAGUUACUGUAAAGCAUAUCAUUUAGUUUGAGCAUUUAGAUAAAUGUAGCUAUGUUUCACAUUCUUAAACUAAUUUUAUGCUAUAUUUAAUAUAUUGAUAGCUUAGGUGUAAUAUCAGUUGUAUAUAGUAAAGGCAUAAUGCAGUUAGUGAAGUAGGAAAAGUUGAGUGGGAGCAUAAAGCUAUUGGUGGCCUGAAAAAAUAAGUCCUGGCCCAUAUUUUAGAAGUCACAAUGUUUUAUUCAUACAUUCUUGUUUUAUAUUGGGGGAGGGGAUAGCUAGAAUGUGUUAUGAAAUUUUUGGGAAACUUUCCUAGCAUUAGUCGUGAAGUUGGCCUUGAAAUGCUGUCAUGGUCAGCUUCCUAGAAUUCACUUGUUUGUAGAGUAUAUAUUUUGAUUGUCAGUAAAGAUAACAACUUUGUAUUUUUUCUGCACUUAAUUUGUGUAAUUAAUCCACACAAGAGUUUUCUAUAACAUGGUGAAGUCGACAAAAGACAUAAUUACACCUACCUGUUAAUCUGUGCUUGCAAUAUUUCAGUAAUUUUAUUUAAGCUGCCAAUAGAAAGCAGCAGAAAGCUGCAAAUUUAGAUUUUAUUUUUGCUCAUUACAUUUGUAGUGUGUGUAUUCCAUCAAUUUUCAUUACAGAAAACGUGUAGAAUUUUCUAUUUGUUGCAUAUUUCUAUUUCAAAAAGAGAGCAAUUUUUUAGCUUCCGCAAAAGCAGUUACUGCUUACAAAUUGCACGACAAUUUUGUAGUGUGUCUCCAUUACUUAGAAAAUUGUUUUUUUCAGGAUUAGUGGUUCAGUUGGAAAACGCUUGAAAAAUUAGUUUUAAGCACAGCAAACAAAUGGUAUAAAAUUUUGCUAUUUGAAAAUUGAUUAAAUGUAACUAUCAAUUGAUUUUUUUUUUCUCUGAAUAUAGAUACCUCACUUAAAGGAAAGCACAGCUGUACUGUAUUUAAACUAAUUCUAGGAAAUAAUAAAAGGUUGGUCUAAAAUAUUUCGUUGCCAUGAUGAUGCUUUCUGUGAUGGACAAAAUCUGUUUUUGUGUUUUCAUACUCAUCCUUGGAAGAAUUCAUCGAUGUUGACAUGCCAGUAUAAAUAUCUGAAAUUACAGAAAGUAGCUGCAGAACAGCAGAGUCUGUAUUAGCUCAAGGCAACAGGUUGAAUGACUAUUCUGAAACCAUAGUAGAAGCCUGUGAAAAACGAUCAGUGCACUCAACAAUUUUUAGUACCUUGCCAAUGAUGUACAGUCUUAUUGUCAGAGUUGCUGUGGUUGCAUUACAUGACACACAAAAACUGUCCUCUACCUCACGUGAGAUUUAACAGAUAUUUUAUAUGGUUUUAGUAAACAAGAUGCAUCUAUCUGGUCACUUAGUUUACAAAUUCUGAAUUAUAUUUAUUGAAACAUGACAUACUGUGCUCUUAGCUUAUACCUCAAUUGUAUUUUGUGCUGUUAUCCAUUUUCAUGCCUUGUAAAUACCUGUAUAGAUUGUGGAUUCGAAAACAAAUAAAGAACUGUAAUGUCAGAA
This is a messenger RNA of Falco peregrinus (peregrine falcon), 8116 nucleotides long. It is a transcript of the gene SKIL, whose product is annotated as SKI like proto-oncogene. Gene Ontology annotation, biological process: negative regulation of BMP signaling pathway. The record is from RefSeq and is a predicted model, not a curated record. Lineage: Eukaryota; Metazoa; Chordata; Aves; Falconiformes; Falconidae. The transcript is spliced from 7 exons. The coding region runs from base 998 to 3070 and encodes 690 amino acids. Gene Ontology annotation, cellular component: nucleus. Gene Ontology annotation, molecular function: RNA polymerase II cis-regulatory region sequence-specific DNA binding; SMAD binding; DNA-binding transcription factor activity, RNA polymerase II-specific.